Solea solea (common sole) is the source of this 2677-nucleotide messenger RNA. RefSeq names its product post-GPI attachment to proteins phospholipase 3 (gene pgap3). Bases 235 to 1233 code for a protein of 332 amino acids. Gene Ontology annotation, biological process: GPI anchor biosynthetic process. Gene Ontology annotation, molecular function: hydrolase activity, acting on ester bonds. Gene Ontology annotation, cellular component: endoplasmic reticulum membrane. Lineage: Eukaryota; Metazoa; Chordata; Actinopteri; Pleuronectiformes; Soleidae. The record is from RefSeq and is a predicted model, not a curated record. The transcript is spliced from 8 exons.
GCUUGACGCCGCCCGGGGGCAGAGAAGCAGUACACCGUCACUGUACAGCACUACAGGGCCGCUUUGUGGUCCCAAACAUGGCUUUGUGGUGAUGAGUGACGUCGGCUGUGGAAGCUGUGGUCCCGCCGUGCCUUUGUAGUCGUGACGGGCAGAGCCAGCGGCAGCAGCAGCAGCAGUAGCAGUAGCAGCGGCGGCGGUGGCAGCAGCAGCAGCAGCGGCAGCAGCAGCAGCAGCAUGGCGUCAGUUUCCCCCCGCCGCACAUCUGUCAGUGCUCCGUCUCCGGCCGCCGCCUUCGUCCUGCUCUGGCUGUCACUGACCACAGUACAGGGCUCUCAGGGCGACAAGGAGCCGGUCUACCGGGACUGCGUGAAGCUAUGUGUCCGGACUAACUGCACCGGAGCUCGGCUACGAGGCUUCGAGUCUGCCCAGCCGCAUUACAUGGCGCUGACAGGGUGGACGUGUCGUGAUGACUGUCGCUAUCAGUGCAUGUGGACCACAGUGGGUCUUUACCAGGCCGAGGGCUACAGAGUCCCACAGUUCCACGGCAAGUGGCCGUUCGCACGCUUCCUGUGUUUUGAGGAGCCUGCGUCUGCUCUGGCCUCUCUGCUCAACGGCCUCGCUUGUCUCCUCAUGCUGCUGCGCUAUCGGAGCACAGUGCCACGUCAGAGCCCCAUGUAUCACACCAUCAACGCCUUCUCACUGGUUUCUCUCAAUGCCUGGUUCUGGUCCACGGUGUUUCACACCAGGGACACCUAUCUCACUGAGAAAAUGGACUAUUUCUGUGCCACAGCAGUCAUUCUCUACUCCAUCUACCUUUGUUGUGUCAGAACUCUGGGUCUGAGGCGACCUGGUGUGUCCAGCAUGGUGGGAGUGCUGCUCAUCUUGACCUUUACGUCGCAUGUGUCCUACUUGACCUUCGUCAGCUUUGACUACGGCUACAACAUGGCUGCUAACGUCAGCAUCGGCAUGGUGAACCUGCUGUGGUGGCUGUGUUGGUGCUGGCAGAACCGGCGGACGCUGCCGUACUGGUGGAAGUGUGUUCUGGUGGUGCUGCUGCUCCACGGUCUGGCCCUGCUGGAGCUGCUGGAUUUCCCCCCGCUGCUCUGGGUCUUUGACGCUCAUGCCGUGUGGCACCUCAGCACUGUUCCUGUGCACGUUCUUUUCUACAGUUUCCUGAUCGACGACAGCCUCUACUUACUCAACACAGAGAAGAUGGGUGUCAAAGUGGAGUAGGCGGAGCUUAUCACCUCAUCGCCACGCCUACACCGUCACAGCGCUGUGAUCGGGGCGACUGGACACCAGAACACAGAAGUAGCUCAGCCUCCCAGAUGACAUGCAUGAUGCCAUCAGAUCAGCCUUCGUCUACACUUCUCCUCUUUUUAAAUCUUUAUUUAUUUCCUUUGACUUUUGAUUAUUAUUAUACUUGAGAAUUUAUUGAUGCUUGAUCGACUUGACUUUGCCUUGUUGCUGUGUGUGUGUGUGUGUGUGUGUGUGUGAGAGAGAGUGUGAGCAGCAUCAUAGAACUGUGACACACUUGAACUCUGCAUGAAUGACAAUAGAUGGCACCACGUCACUUUAUCCAGGCCAUGGUGAACCUUCUCUCUGUGUGUGUGUGUGUGUGUGUGUGUGUGUGUGUGUGUGUGUGUGUGUGUGCGCAUAGAUUCAUCCAGAGAGCGGGAGAAGCAGGGUUUCUGUGUGGAGGUCAUUCCAGCUGACGGUGUUUUCAUGUUCUCACCAUCACACGUUUAUUUUUGUGCCUCUGUUGUUUUUUAAUCGUCUUUAUUCUUCUGUUUGACCGAUGUGUGCUUUAUUCUAUCCACACUUUAAGCUCUGAUGUUUGUGAUGAUGACGAUGUUGUUGUUUUUAUUCACAUGGAUUGCCUUUCAGUGUGAGCUCGGCAGUAGAAGCAGGUUGUUUUUUCACAUACAGAACAUGAAGAGUUUCUAAUGAAUUCUGGAUUCAGAGAAAGUGUGUGUGUGUGUGUGUGUGUGUGUGUGUGUGUGUGUGUGUGUGUGUGUGUGUGUGUGUGUGUGUGUGAGCGAGCGAGCGAGCGUGUGUGUGUGUGUGUGAGCGAGCGAGCGAGCGUGCAUGCGCAUGUGUAAGAGUAAGAGAGAGGGUUUGACACUCAUUAUUUUGACUUGGUUGCAAUAUAUCCACAUACACACCAUCAUGUAAAACACUUCAUGUCUGCCUUACACAACAUGACGACCUGAGAGCAGAUCUCAGUGUCCAUAUAUGUGCACCUUUGUGUGUGUGUGUGUGUGUGUGUGUGUGUGUGUGUGUGUGUGUGUGUGUGAGAGAGUGAGCUGGAUUGUGCUCGAUCCUUUUGUAACAGUGUGUGUGUGUGUGUGUGUGUGUGUGUGUCUGCUGACAGCCUGUGACGGGGGAGCAGAGGUCGUCAUUGGCCUCAGUGGCAGAAGAUUGAUGAAGUUGUGAUGGAGAGAUGACAACAUGUAGACCAAAGUACUGCUUCAUGGUUAUUGGAUUUAUGAAAUGAUGAUCUGAUCAUAAACAUCUAAAAAUCCAAAACACAUCACUCUCAUGUCACUAACACUAAGUCAUGUGCUGCCCCCUGCCUGCUGCCCCGUGACGUGUCACUUUCCUCCUCACUGAACAUGUCGACCAAAAAUAAAACUGAGGGAUUUAAUCAUUAAAGAUGGUCUUUAUUGAUGAGGAA